GGAGAGUUUGAUUCUCCGUGUCUGCAAAACACUUAAACCCCCUCUUCUUCUCUCCUUUCUCUGCAUCUCCACAUACAGAACAAGCUGCGCUGUGGAAAAUAUGUCGUCUCGCGAUACGGCAGAAAAGUUCGGACUGUUGUCGGACGGGAUUGGUUCGGAGGGCAAAGGUUAUACCUCUUCCGCCGAGCCCCGUUCGCGAGGACUGUCCACGCGGAGCAAGACUUUCCUUACGACACUUGCCGUGCUAUUUCUCUUGUUUGCCUGGCAUGCCAAGCACGGUAAACCGAUGUCUUGCGGCGAGAAGUCGGCGAAGGGGGAUUAUGGCUGGGGAGAUGUUUGUCCCCCUCGCUGCUGCUGUGAGAGGUAGCGGAUUAACGGGCGACCGCAGAUCACCCCAACCGAGGACAUCAACCUCUACCCCUGCUUCAACGGCUACAAGUGUGCUCGCCUGGCCGUCCCGCUAGACUACACCAACCCCUCUCCGGACCGUACCGCUGCGAUCGCAGUUACAAUCCUCGAAGCCACCGACACUAGCAGACCCUACGGCGGUCCCGUUCUCAUCAACCCUGGCGGUCCUGGCGGCUCGGGGGUGAAUUUAGUCCUAGUCUAUGGCGAAUUACUCCAACAGAUCAUCGGCAGCCAUCACUCCAUCGUAAGCUUCGAUCCUCGCGGUGUGAAUAAUACCACUCCCACAUUCACAUGCUUCGAGGAGGCUCUGCAGAGGGAGGUUUUUCUUGAAAAGGAUGACGGAAAGGUUCUCGCCGGCGGGAGCGAAGUUGCGGAAACCUACGCACGGUUUAAAGCUCUUUCCGAGAGUUGCGGAACGGUGGCUGGGGAGGAGAAGGGCGGGUAUGUCAAUACUGCCUCGGUGGCCAGGGACAUGCUGGAGAUCUCGGAGGGGCUUUGGGGGUUGAGUGGAGUGAGUGGGAGAGGCUUGCAGUAUUGGGGCUUCAGUUAUGGGAGUGUGCUUGGGAGUACCUUUGCUGCCAUGUUUCCCGAGAAGGUUGAGAGGGUGGUUGUCGAUGGUGAUCACUUUCACCCUAUCUAUUUCACGGAGAAUGAGCGCUGAUCGGGAUGAACAGGAAUCUGCGAUGCGGAAGACUACUACUCUGCGUCCUGGAAAACUAGCCUCCAAGACACGGACAAAGUUCUCGCUAGCUUCUCGACGUACUGCUCCCAGGCUGGCCCCUUGAGAUGCGCAUUCCACACUGGCUCGACACCCGAGGACGUCACCAUCCGCCUACACAACCUGCUCCAAAAGCUCUCGGCAGAGCCACUCCCCAUCCCUUCCUCCCGAUCGACCACCAGCGCCCCGGAAAUAAUCACGGAAUCAGACGUUCGCAACCUCCUCUUCGCCUCCCUCUACUCACCGCUAAGCUCGUUCCCGAUCAUGGCCCAGAUCCUGGCCGCCCUUGAAUCCGGCGAUGGGACGGGGUACCUAACGGUCGCCCGCACGGGCUUCGAAUGCGACUGUCCCGGAAACCCAAGAACGCCAAAUACCGGCGGCGAGGUAGCUCUCGCGGUCGCAUGUUCUGACGGCGCACCAGUGCCCGACGAUAGAAGAGCGUUUGACGAGUACCUUCAAGAGUUGACCUCGCAGACGAGGACUUUCGGAGGUGUGUGGGCGAAGCUCAGGCUUGGCUGUAUAAACUGGAGCUUCCGUCCCAAGGGCUUGACCUUCUCGGGACCUUACAGUGGGAACACCAGCACCCCGAUGCUAAUCAUCGGGAAUACCAGGGAUCCGGUCACUCCACUCAUAAAGUGCCCUCCCUUCCCCCUCUCUCCUUCUUUUCCCACCCUUCAGUGCUAAUCGGUGUACCCCAGUGCGCAUACCAUGUCCAAAGGCUUCCCCGGCUCAGCCGUGCUCGAACAAAACUCGGAAGGUCACUGUUCGAUAUCCGCACCAUCGCUAUGCACAGCAAAGCACAUCCGUAGGUAUUUUGAAACGGGGGAGGUCCCCCCUACAGGCACGGUUUGCGAAGCAGAUAUGAAACCAUUUAUCGGCGCUGGGGACGUUGUCAAGACCAUGAGCGCGGAGGACAAAGAAUUAUUGAAAGUGUUGGAGGAGCUGGCAAUGGGGUUGAAGCUGAAACCUUUGUUUCGGCAUUAGACGCGUGCUGGGUGAACUGUAAACAAGCAUAGAGAGAAUAAAUGAUACCCAACUC
This is a messenger RNA of Tuber aestivum (summer truffle), 2165 nucleotides long. NCBI's taxonomy places the organism in Eukaryota, Fungi, Ascomycota, Pezizomycetes, Pezizales, Tuberaceae. The record is from the annotation of a GenBank genome assembly.